Messenger RNA from Cetraspora pellucida, 161 nucleotides. NCBI's taxonomy places the organism in Eukaryota, Fungi, Glomeromycota, Glomeromycetes, Diversisporales, Gigasporaceae. The record is from the annotation of a GenBank genome assembly.
AUGACUUGCACCGAAAGUGAAGUUAUUUCCGUGGUUAUACGAUAUUCAACAACUAUGCUUGGAAAUAUCUUCGAGUGGGAUGUUAUCAAGGAAUUGAAAAUGAUCGGCUUCAAAAAAGUCGAUCAUUUUACGGGAGCUGGCAUGGAGUAUAUACAUACAGG